Messenger RNA from Lutzomyia longipalpis, 660 nucleotides. Its product is annotated as L-selectin-like. The transcript has 2 exons. Gene Ontology annotation, biological process: biological process involved in interspecies interaction between organisms. Bases 127 to 609 code for a protein of 160 amino acids. The record is from RefSeq and is a predicted model, not a curated record. Gene Ontology annotation, molecular function: carbohydrate binding. NCBI's taxonomy places the organism in Eukaryota, Metazoa, Arthropoda, Insecta, Diptera, Psychodidae. Gene Ontology annotation, cellular component: external side of plasma membrane.
AAUUUCUUUUUUUUCUUUGCAUAAAAUUCAGUAUUAAAGUUCAGUUGAUACGUUUAAUCUUUUAGUUUGUAGAGAACUUUGAGUUCUAAAGGAAAUUCUCAAGAAGAAAAUAUUCAAAAGUAAAGAAUGGCGUUGAAGUUUCUUCCGGUUCUCCUUCUAAGCUGCUUCGCAAUGAGCACGGCACUACAAGUUACUGAGAAGGAACUUUCUGAUGGGAAAAAGAUCUUCAUCUCCAAAGUUGAGCUAAACUGGUUCGAAGCUCUCGAUUUCUGUAUCCAUCGUGACCUUACGUUGCUCUCAAUUAAAUCCGCCAAGGAAAAUGAAGACGUAACAAAAGCAAUUCGGGCUGAAUUGAAUUUUGAUUCAAAGAAAUUGGCUCAUGUGUGGACUGGAGGUAUUCGUCAUAGUCAAGAUAAGUAUUUCCGUUGGAUAAAUGAUGGAACUAAAGUUGUUAAACGAGUCUACACCAAUUGGUUCACUGGAGAACCAAAUAAUGGUUACUGGAAGGAUGAAUUUUGUCUUGAAAUUUACUAUAAAACCAAAGAAGGGAAGUGGAAUGAUGAUAAAUGUCACGUGAAGCAUCAUUUUGUAUGUCAAGAAAAGAAAUAAAUUGAUUGAUUUUCUUGUUUGCUGAUUUGCAGUUCAGAAUUGAAAAGAAAA